UAAAAAUCAAAAAAAAAGACGGAGCAAUUAAUUUCAAUUUCAUCCAUUCAAUCAACCGAUUCAACAGAUGAACGAAUGAAUACAGGACAACAAAAUCGAAUACCAACAUUUCCUAUUUUAGCUAGACAUGAUUCCAAUUCAUCAACAAGACGACGAUUACAACGAUUAUUACAACGUAAAAAAUAUGAAAAACAAAGAUUUUUAUUUCAUGCAUUAACAUAUCCAACAAAUCGUUGGGCAUUAAUAUAUCAUUAUUUUGUAUCAUCAUUAAUGAUAAUAGAUUUAGCAUUUCUUUCGUUAGCAACUGUUGCCGAAUAUUAUCAUUGGUCAUCGAUAGGAUUAAUAAUUACCGAUGGUAUUAUAUUUUUUGUUUUAAGCUGUGAAUAUUUUAUUCGUUUAUGGGCUGUACCACAUAUACCACGUUAUCGUGGAUGGCGUGGACUAUUACGUUAUAUAUUUACACCAUGUGCAUUACUUGAUCUUUUAGUUUUGAUUAUUACCGGUGUUUUAUUAGUUAAACAAGUAACAUAUACAAAACAUUAUCAAAAUACAUUUGAUUGGCUUCGUUUUGUACAGAUAUUAAAAUUAAUACGUUUAGAUAUACCAUUUAAACGAUGGCGUUUAGUUAUGUCGGUAAUUUGGAUGCAACAUCAACAAUUAUAUACAGUAUUUUAUGUUUGUUCAAUAUGUUUAAUUUUAAUAACAUUUACAAUGUAUUUUAUUGAACAAAAUGAACCAAAUACAAAAUUUACUUCAAUACCAAAAACAUUAUGGUGGUCAUUGAUAUCAUUACUCACUAUUGGUUAUGGUGAUAUGUAUCCACAGACUACUAUUGGCCGUUUUAUAGCAUCAUUGAUGUUUCUAUUUUCAAUAUCAUUAUAUGCUGUUCCAUCCGGUAUUAUUGCUACCGGUAUUGCAUUAAAAGUAGCCGAACAAAAAAGACAUAAGAAAAAACAUAUUAGACGAAGGUUACCAGCUGUAUUAUUAAUACAAUGGACAUGGCUUUAUUAUUGUACUAUUCGUUGUCGACCAGUAACAUUAUCAUCAUCAGCAGCAAUUCCAUUCUAUGAUAUUGAUACAUAUGAUAUUAAUCGUGAUGACGAUGAUGAUGAAGAUUAUAAUGUAAUGAGACCAAUUGUUCCAAGAAAUAGACAACAACAAGCAUCACCUGAUAAUGAAAAUUAUUUUUAUUAUAAUCGACGAAUACAGCCAACAAAAUUUCCAUUUACAUUUCGUGCUUUAUGUAAUCGUUUAAAUACACGUGAAAAUUCAUUAUCAUUAUCAUUAUCAGUUUCAUCAAUAUCAUUAACACCUACAAUACGAAGUGAUAAUGAUGAAAUACAAUUAUCUCAACAAAGACAACAACAACAACAACAACAACAACAACAACCUCAACAACAACAACCUCAACAACAACAACAACAACAACCGCAACAACCUCAAGAGCAAGAACAACGACAAUCAAAUAUUGAUAUUACAAGUUCGACUAUUUUUACAAAUACGAAUAACAAUAGCGAUAAUGAUAAUGAUAAUAAUGGUAAUAAUAACAAUGAUAAUGAAGAUUUAAAUAUAGAAAAUGAAAUCAUUUUAAAUGAUAAACAAUUAUUAUUAACAAGAAUGUUAUCAUUAUUACAAUUUCAAUUAGCAAGAUUAAGAUUUCAGGCAUCAAAUCCAUUUGGUGAUAUAAAUGAUCUAAUCGAUCGUCAUCAAAUGGUACAUGAAGAUCUUAUUAAACGAUUACAACUAGUAACUAAUCGUUUCAUAUUGUUAGAACGGAAACUUGAAAAAUCUCAACAACAACAAAAACAGCAACAACAACAACAGCCGCAGCAACAACAAGAUCAAGAACAACAACAACAACCGCAACUACAGCAACAACAAUAUCAGCCACAGCAACAACAACAACAGCCGCAACCAUAACUACAAUAAAAUUAAAAUAAAAUUUUUUUUAAAGGUCAAUUUCAUUGUCGACCUUCUUCAAUUCAUUAUCAAUCACUAGAAGCAUCCGUAGCAAGCAAUUAAA
Dermatophagoides pteronyssinus (European house dust mite) is the source of this 2023-nucleotide messenger RNA. RefSeq lists its product as uncharacterized. The record is from RefSeq and is a predicted model, not a curated record. Gene Ontology annotation, biological process: potassium ion transmembrane transport. NCBI's taxonomy places the organism in Eukaryota, Metazoa, Arthropoda, Arachnida, Sarcoptiformes, Pyroglyphidae. Gene Ontology annotation, molecular function: voltage-gated potassium channel activity. Gene Ontology annotation, cellular component: membrane; voltage-gated potassium channel complex.